CCCAUAAGCAACAUCUCUACCAAAUUUCAGCUCGAUAUGAUGAUUUUGAAAAAUCGGUAUGGGUCACCCCAUAGAGUCACUCCAGAUAAAAAUUUUUCCAAUCUGAAGUCAUAGUUUUGCAUUAGGUGCCAUUAGCAACCACUGUACCAAAUUUGAACUUUCUACGACAAUUUUGAAAUUUUGAUGCAUACUACCCCACCCACUCCGAUGACCCCCACCGGUCAACCACUGGACCGAUUUCGCCCAUCUUCGAACUCGUUUCCUAACUUUGUCCAAUAUGCAUAUGGUACAAAUUUCAAGUCAAUCGGUUCAGCCGUUUUGGCUCUAUCGUGCCGGACAGACAGACGGACGGACAUGACGGUUCUAUAAGCCCUGACUCGGGCUAAAAAUGUUUGUGGCAAAGUUGUUAAGGAAGCACACCUUGUGGAUUCAUGAAAAAUAUAUUCAGUGCAGGUUUAAUGCACAUAUAUGAUUAAAGAUAAAUAAAAAAUAUCGCUUCCAUAUAAUAUGCAUUAGUUUUUCUGGAUUUGGUACAUUCAUACAUCAUUCUUUAGGCUGUGUUCAUUAAUGAUGAGAAAUUUCUCGGAGGAGUUCCCAAUAACUUGUAUAAGACAAACAUUUUAUGCUUGAAAUGAGUAUGAUCCACCAAUGAGUGUGAUCAGUCAGCCAAUAAUAACGUGGUAAUAGCAAUUUAUAAAAUACAAAACUAUUGUAUUCUUCCGGAUUUUUUUUUAUUUUCUGCAAUUUCAGUCAAUCAAGUUAAGUUCCAGUUAACCCAACCAUUUUAACUUAACUUAACUACCUGCGUGAGUGCACUUAGCGUGUAUGGCUGAGGACAUAAAAUGUAAGUAGACGUUGUGUACGCAUAUAAUUGUUUCAAGUUUUACGUAGUGCAAAUUAAAUGCUAAAUAUAAAUCGGAAUGGAUAACCAAAGAAUCCUGACGUCCGCGAAAACUUUUUGUGUUUAUCUGCUGGUCACAGCAGUUUCAAUUUUACUAGUUAUCUGCGUUCCACUUCUGUUCCUUGUAUUGACUCCAUGUUUGCUGUUCCGGUGGUGUGUGGCAAAAUAUGCAAAGCAUAUGAAACGGGACACAUUUGAUAAGAUGCUAACUGCGACAGGACACAUAAUGUCGAUAGGUAGUCUUUAUGAUUGUCCAAAAAACGUGAUUGUAGUUGCCUUCGAAUUGGAAGGAAAGCCAGACAUUUUCCACAUACGAGAUUUAGUUCAAAAACUUUUUCUGGAUGCCAGGAAUGAUAAAGGCGAACUGAAACAUCCUGAAUUACGCCAAAAUCUUUCCUCGUUUUUCGGUUUCCAUUUUUGGAAACAGAUAUCAAAUUUCAAACUGGACGAUCACGUCUACAUGUAUUCUGGAUCCAAUGGAUCAGAUCGAACAUCUCCACUUCCAGAUGUUAAUUCCCUGGUGAAGUUUCAUCUUGAGAAAUGGUGGAGUAGAAAUAAAGCUUUAUGGGAAAUCGUUGUCAUUCCUGGCGAGCAAUUAUCCUGGUCGAGGGACUGCCCUGAGGGAUGUUUUUUGCUAUUGGCACGUUUUCAUCAUGGAAUUGUGGACGGAUAUUCUGGACUGAAGCUUCUUUCGCGUCUUGACACUUCUACUUCUAUAAUGAGCUUAGAAAGCAAACCUGAUUUUCGAACAGUUGGUAAUUAUCGACCAAACAAAUGGAUAUCAAUUUUUAAAUCGCCUUGGGAUUUCACAUAUAAUUUACUAACUUCCCCUACUCUACAACUACAUCCAUUCCUUGAUAAAAAUAAAAGUCUGUGUGGUGCCAGUUCCAGAGCAGCCAUUUCGAUCCCCUUAAACGAAGUGAAGGAAGUCAAAAAUAAGUUGGAAAUCUUGUUCACGUCCGUUAUUGUGUCCAUGAUGGCAGGUGGACUGAAAAAGUAUUUCGCUUCACGAAAGUUAGAAAAAGGGGUAGCCUUCAGAAUUCCAAUCCCUGGAAAACAUUCAGACAAAUUAAGGAAUACUUUAUCUUUCGUAACAAUUACAAUUCAGAUGAUGGAGUCGGAUCCAUUGAAAAGAGUGCUAAAAAUUAACCAAGACCUUGUCUCCAUGAAAUUAUCUUCGAUACCAAGUGCAACACAUAUGCUUACCGUUUUGGGGGGUUGCAUUCCUCCAUCUUUUAUGACCUCAAUAACCUCUAAAUCCAUUCAGAAUCAGUACGUAAUUGUGAGCAAUGUUCCAGGUCCGGAACAUCCUUUGAUUUGUGGACAUAAAACACGGGAUGUCAAUUUUACUACCACGGUAGCUGGAACUGGUGGAAUUGUAUUUGGAGUAUUAACAAGCUUUAAUAAAUUGUCUAUCACUGUGGGUGCUGACACUGCGUAUAUUCCGAGCGAUGAAGAUGCAGCCGAGUUGUUGAGUCUUUGUGUUCAGGAAUUAACCUUACUUAAGUUAGUAAAAGGAUCACAUAUUCAGUCACAAGUUUAACUAGAUAGCUCUUAAUAUAACAUUAUCACAUAAAUUAUUGACGGGACAUUAUUUUAUA
Molecule: messenger RNA, 2502 nt
Organism: Folsomia candida
Lineage: Eukaryota; Metazoa; Arthropoda; Collembola; Entomobryomorpha; Isotomidae
Exons: 5
Coding region: 921-2444 (507 amino acids)
Biological process (GO): triglyceride biosynthetic process
Cellular component (GO): plasma membrane
Molecular function (GO): long-chain-alcohol O-fatty-acyltransferase activity; diacylglycerol O-acyltransferase activity
Source: RefSeq, a predicted model, not a curated record